AUGUCCUUCGUUCGAGCAUCCCUCACCCUCCUCCAGGCAGUAGCCUACCAGUAUGCCAUGACGCCUCCCAACCCUACACCGAAAAAAGGACGUUAUCAUACUGAAGAGUUAUACAUUCUUCAAAUCGCACCUUUAAUUUUUUGGCUGCACUCCGUAGCGCUGUGGAUCUUCGCCGUCUUCGAGACGCUGCUUUACCUCACCACCAUAUAUCCCGUCGAGAAAAUGUCCAGCUACGCAUCGCUCGCCGUCUGUCCCGCGGCUUCUUCGCCGAGUACACUGCCUCAUCUCAUACCAACGACACUCUUCUGCAUUGGUUCCGCUUCCAUCCUGACGGGGGCACUCAUUCGUCUUGAUUGCUUCCAUACACUCGGUGAACUAUUCACCUUCGAUCUCACCGUCCAUCCUGCCCACAAACUCGUCAAGACGCGCUUAUAUGGGAUGGUACGACAUCCAGCAUACACAGGUUCGCUGUUGCUCGUCGCCGGUAUUGCUCUCACGCACUUUACGCGUGGGGGGUGGGUAACGGAGUGCGUCUUUAAUGACCAAAGCGGCUGGGGCAUGAUCGGCAUGUACGUAUUAUGGGGAGUCUGGUGGUCAUGGACAGUAUCAGUGGGAAUUAGCAGGGCCGUUGCGGAGGACAAGCAAAUGAAGCUCUUGUUCGGCGACGAGUGGGAACAAUAUGCUCGAGAUGUGCACUGGUGGUUCGUCCCGUGGCUGAUUUGA
Molecule: messenger RNA, 723 nt
Organism: Desarmillaria tabescens
Lineage: Eukaryota; Fungi; Basidiomycota; Agaricomycetes; Agaricales; Physalacriaceae
Exons: 2
Coding region: 1-723 (240 amino acids)
Biological process (GO): C-terminal protein methylation
Cellular component (GO): membrane
Molecular function (GO): protein C-terminal S-isoprenylcysteine carboxyl O-methyltransferase activity
Source: RefSeq, a predicted model, not a curated record